Molecule: messenger RNA, 2421 nt
Organism: Pecten maximus
Lineage: Eukaryota; Metazoa; Mollusca; Bivalvia; Pectinida; Pectinidae
Product: sodium-dependent glucose transporter 1-like
Exons: 3
Coding region: 925-2421 (498 amino acids)
Source: RefSeq, a predicted model, not a curated record
UAAUGAAUUGGCGGGAAACAGUUGUAGAUAUUUUCUUUAUUACGAUUAUGACAGUGAAAACAAAACAACUUAGGGUUUUUCUUUUAACUAAUGUAGUCACCGUGAGAAUCGCUGCCCUGAAAACCGGACAUAUAUUUUUCCCGUGAAAAGCGUAGAUCCUAUGACUUAAGAUGAAAUAGUGAGAUCUAAUUACUUUAAUCAAAUUCAAAUAUUACGUACUGCUUUUUAAUCCCACAAACCAACCAGCCGUGACGUCAUAGUUUUAGUAGCAUAUGUGAUAAGUGAACUAUCCAGUUUGAAGGUGUACUUUGUAAUUCAAAACCAAAUUAUAUGUUUGACUCCUCCCAAACAGCCAUGGCAUCUCCUUGAGGAAAUCUAAACAUCAACUGUACUCAUGAAAAAUGCACCUAGAAGGCAAGGGUUAAAUUCUCCCGUUUUGUCCUGAAAUGACCUUUGUGUCAACAGGACAUUACACUAACCUACAGAAGUAGGUCGUGUUAUGCAUGAUCAUAUCGAUAACACACUGGUAUUUGUAACCUCUUGGACAGGACACAGCCAGCCUAACUUUUAUGAUGUAGAACCUGAUACAAAGAGGUAAGUCUAUUCAAUAAAUAGUCCCGUUCAGCUCAAUAGCCACUUACUUUAUAUCAUUGCCGAUUAUUCAAUAGGUUAGAUUAAACGACCUGCAUUAAGAUAUUCUUGAGACUUGUAUUUGUAUAGAGUCAGUGUAUCCGUGAAAAGAUAAAAACUAAAAAUCGUGGUAGCUUUAUUCUAAAUUAUGAUUUGUUUGUUUCGCAAAAUAUAAGUAAUAUAGUAAUAUUUUUCAAUUUUCAUAGCUGGGAAUUUUACAUUUCACAAUAAUGAUGAAUACGUAAUAUGUUGAACACAAAAUGUCAGUUUUGUAUUUAAUAACAGGAAAGAACAAUGGAGGUGGGAGUUAAAUGUGGUAUACAAUCUUAUGAUCACGACGCUGUUCCUAAGCAGGAUGUCGAUAUCAAAGACAAUGACAGUUCCAGCGAACACAAAUUGAAAGACAUAUCCGAUGAAUCAUCGAACUGUAAAAACACACAUUUGCAGAUCAUUCGAAGCGUGUGUGUUUCUUGUGCCUAUAUGGUUUUGGGCUGGACAAAAGGACAGAUCGGACCAGCCUUCCUUGACAUCCUGAUGAUUUCCGGAGCUAAUCUUGAAAAAGGGUCCGUUUUCAUGACGUCACUCUACGCAGGUCAAUUAAUUGGCUCUCUCCUCUCUGGUUUUGCUUUUGCUAAAAUGAACAAAUUCCUUUUAUUUGCUUUUACUUUAGCAUUGUACAGCCUUACAGUAGCAGCCAUUCCCUGGUGUUUCCUCUACGAACUAAUGGUAGCAGCAUUUGCAUUUCUUGGUGUCUGCGGUGGGAUUAUUGUAGUAGCUGUAGGUUCUGAGGUUGUGGAUAUUUGGGGUCCAACACCUCGAGGUCGUUCAUAUCUCAUGGUCAACAGUGUUGCAGCCGGCAUCGCAAGUGUAGUAGCGCCUUUGGUGACAGCUCCAUUUCUACAGAAGCAACCCAACUAUAACAGUGCCUGCACAUACAACAUUUCAUGGAAUUCAACUUCGUCUACGCCUACUUUAUAUUCAUACAUUAACAGAACUAUCCAAUCACGCCUGAAUGAUAUGGAGCUAUCAAUUGGAAACUCUACAUUGAAAACCGAAAGCGAUUCAAAGCUAUAUAUAGCAUAUACAAUAUCAGCAGUAUUAGGUUUGUUGACAGCUGUGCUCUUCUUCGUGUUGUUUUGUCAACCAGGACCAGUUAACGAACAGAAACAAAACAGUGGUAAAUUGGAAUUCAUUGGGAAACGCUCGAUAUUGGUUAAACGCUUACAAUUGUUCAACAUUGGAGUUUUCGGUCUGACACAAAGUGCGAUCGAUUUCACAUUCGCCGGAUAUCUUGCAGUAUUCUGUAUCAAUUAUCUUGGUUGGACAAAGACAUUAGGAGCUACUGUUACCUCUGUUGCCUUUUUCGCUAGACUUACUGGGACUUUUAGCGGAAUAUUCCUUGUAAGGUAUUUCCCCUCUCACCAGCUGUUGGUGAUAUCAACGAUUGCAUCCACUGUGGGAUUUAUCGGACUAACUAUCAGCGCGCAUGCGUAUGCUGAUGUUGGUAUAUGGAUAUCAGUAGGCGCAAUCGGUUUUCCGUUCGGUCUUAUGUGGCCAAGUUUGAUAAAUUGGAUAAAUAUAAACCUCAUUCCUUUUCGUAAUCAAAUAUCAGGCUCUCUGAGUUCCUGCGCCUAUCUAGGUGCCCUUCUGGUUCCUUUACUAAUUGGAUAUAUGAUGGCAGAAGUAUCUCUACUUUGGUUCUGUUACCUGUGUUGUUCAAUGUCUGUGGUACUAGUUAUUAAUGCUCUCCUCAUGUUACUUUACACAGGGCCCUCCGUUAAGAAGCAAUAA